This is a messenger RNA of Engraulis encrasicolus (European anchovy), 6003 nucleotides long. It is a transcript of the gene cftr, whose product is annotated as CF transmembrane conductance regulator. Gene Ontology annotation, molecular function: ATP hydrolysis activity; chloride channel activity; ATP binding. The coding region runs from base 151 to 4716 and encodes 1521 amino acids. Gene Ontology annotation, biological process: chloride transmembrane transport; bicarbonate transport. The transcript is spliced from 30 exons. Gene Ontology annotation, cellular component: plasma membrane; cytosol; apical plasma membrane. NCBI's taxonomy places the organism in Eukaryota, Metazoa, Chordata, Actinopteri, Clupeiformes, Engraulidae. The record is from RefSeq and is a predicted model, not a curated record.
UCCACAAGUGACAUCACUGCGCACUUAGCACAAGGUGGAGAACAAAACAACAGAUCCUCUUCAAAAGGAGGGAGAGAAUUAAAGGGACGCCAAAUGUAACCGGUCGUAUUUUUUAACGCGCGGAGGGGGUGAAAGGAAUUAUUUUUAAGGAUGCAGAAAUCACCUUUUGAAGACGCCAACUGGCUGUCCAAAUAUUUAUUCUGGUGGACGUACCCGAUUAUGCGGAAGGGUUUCACGGAGAGGUUAGAACCUUCAGAUGUGUAUCAAGUUCCAUCUUUUGACCGAGCAGACCAUCUAGCAGAUCAAUUAGAGAGAGAGUGGGACCGCGAGGUGGCGUCGGGGAAGAAGCGUCCCAGGCUGCUGUUCGCCUUGGCCCGCAUUCGUAGCUUCUUCUGGACUUUCAUGAUCUGCGGAGCCCUCCUUUAUUUCGGGGAAGCCUCGAAAACUGUCCAACCGCAGCUCCUUGGGCGCAUCAUCGCCCAGUUCGACCCUUUCCACGCGGCUGAGCGUGCCCAGGGCUACUUCCUGGCGCUGGGCCUCAGCCUGCUCUUCACGGCGCGCUUCCUGCUGCUGCAGCCUGCUGUGUUCGGACUGCACCACCUGGGCAUGCAGAUACGCAUCGCCCUCUUCACCCUCAUAUACAAGAAGACCCUGAAGCUGUCCAGCAGAGUCCUGGACAAGAUCAGCACCGGAGAACUGGUCAGCCUGAUGUCCGCCCACCUCAGCAAGUUUGACCAGAGCAUGGGCAUGGCGCACUUCGUGUGGAUCUCUCCGCUGCAGUGCAUCCUGAGCGUGGGCCUGGUGUGGGAGCUGAUCGACGUCAACGGCUUCUGUGCCCUGGCUGCCAUCUCCCUGCUGGGCAUCAUCCAGGCCGGCCUCUCGCACAAGAUGGGGCCCUACAGAACGCAGCGGGCUAAGCUGACGAGUAAGAGGCUUGCCCUUACCUCAGACAUCAUGGAGAACAUCCACUCAGUCAAGUCCUACGGGUGGGAAGAGAUUAUGGAGACCAUUAUCAAUAACAUGAGAAAGAAGGAGGUGAAGCUGACGCAGAAGAUCGGCUCGCUGCGCUACUUCUACAGCUCCGCCUACUUCUUCUCCGCCAUCUGGAUCAUCGUGGCGGCCAUCGUGCCGCACGCGCUCAGUAGGGGGAUCAUCCUGCGCCGCAUCUUCACCACGCUGUCCUACUGCAUCGCCCUGCGCAUGACCGUCACACGCCAGCUGCCCGCCUCUAUACAGAUGUGGUACGACACCAUCGGCCUGCUCACCAAGAUCGAGGAUUUUCUGAGUAAGGAGGAGUACAAGGUGCUGGAGUAUGACCCGACGAUGACUGGCCUGAAGCUCGACAAUGUGACCGCGUCGUGGGAUGAGGGCAUUGGGGAGCUGUUUGACAAGAUUCGUCGUGAGAACAAGGAGAAGGAGAAUGGCCACAUGAAUGGUGACGCGGGUCUGUUCUUCACCAACCUGUAUGUGACGCCGGUGCUCAGGAAGAUCUCCCUGCACCUGGAGAAGGGAGAGAUGCUGGCCCUGGCCGGCUCCACGGGCUCUGGGAAGAGCUCUCUGCUGAUGACGGUGCUGGGGGAGCUGGUUCCGUCUGAGGGCACCAUCCGCCACAGCGGCCGCAUCUCCUACUCUCCUCAGACGGCCUGGAUCAUGCCCGGCACCAUCCGCGACAACAUCCUGUUCGGACACAACUACGACGAGUUCCGCUACAACCGCGUCCUCAAGGCCUGCCAGCUGGAGCAGGACUUAGCGGCGCUGCAGGAGGGGGACAGGACUCCCCUGUCGGAGGGAGGUCUCAACCUGAGUGGAGGGCAGAAGGCCAGAGUGGCUCUCGCCAGAGCAGUGUAUAAGGACGCUGAUGUGUAUCUGCUGGACGCUCCCUUCACCCACCUGGACAUCGCCACAGAGAAGGAAAUCUUUGAAAGGUGCGUGUGUAAGCUGAUGUCCUCCAAGACGCGUGUGCUGGUGACCAGCAAGCUGGAGCACCUGAAGCGCGCCGACAAGAUCCUGCUGCUCCAUAACGGCGACGUCUUCUUCUACGGCUCCUUCCACGAGCUGCAGGCACAGCGUCCCGACUUUAGCUCCCUGCUGCUUGGCAUGGACCACUAUGACGACGUCAAGGCCGAGAGACGCACUUCCAUCCUCUCCGACACGCUGCGACGCGUCUCCGUGGACGAGACGGCGGGCUAUCGGUCCGAGAGGCCGUCUUUUCGCCCGCCCCCUCCCCCGCCGUCCUACAUGGAGCAGCAGAGAGAGGAGCGCAGGUCGUCGGUGCUCCUCAACCCCCUGGCCGCGGCGGCCCGUAAGCUCUCCUUCAUCCCCUCCUCCAGCUCGGCGGCGGGGGACGAGGAGUUCAUGGUGCGCAGGCCGCCGCCUGACAGGAAGCUAUCACUCAUGCCCGAGGACGAGCUGGUGGACGAGUCGUUCUCCGGCGGCGACGUGUACCACAACCACAGCGUGCACAUGGCCGGCCAGCGGCGACAGUCCAUGCUGGACUUCAUGACCAACGCCGGCGGCGGGAACCGGCGAGACCCGUUCCGCUCCUCCUUCCGCAGGAAGAUGUCUGUGCUGCCGCAGAGCCCGGAGCUGGCCGCAGAGGUGGACAUCUACGCACGGCGCCUCUCCGACGACUUCAAUGACGGCAACGACUUUGACUUCAGCGGAGACAUGGACGGAGAGCAUAUUGAGGCAUGUUUUGCUGACCAGCAAAUCGAAGAUGUCUUUGAAACAACCAAAUGGAAUACGUACCUCCGCUAUGUGUCCACAAACAAGAACCUAAUUUAUGUCCUGAUAUUUAUUUUCGUAGUUUUUGCAGCUGAGGUCGCGCUGUCGGUUCUUGGCAUUUAUUUGAUCACAGAUAAGGUCUGGCGGGAGGAGCACCACUGGUUCAACUACAACGCCACGCACUACCCCAACAUGACACAGCCGCAGCAGUUCUUCCCCGUCAUCGUCACGCCCACCAGCAUCUACUACAUCAUCUACAUCUACGUGGCGACGUCGGAGAGCGUGCUGGCGCUCGGCUUCUUCCGGGGGCUGCCGCUGGUCCACACCAUGAUCACCAUCUCCAUGAAGCUCCAUGAGAAGAUGCUGGCAGCCGUGCUCAGGGCACCCAUGGCCGUGCUCAACACCAUGAAGACAGGUCGCAUCAUGAACCGCUUCACCAAAGACAUGGCCACCAUCGACGACAUGCUCCCUCUGCUGAUGUUUGAUCUCAUCCAGCUCUUCCUGAUCGUGGUGGGGUGCCUGCUGGUGGUGACCAUCCUGCGGCCGUACAUCUACCUCGCCGCCACCCCAUUGGCCAUCAUCUUCAUCCUCAUGAGGAAGUACUUCCUGCGCACAGGCCAGCAGCUCAAACAGCUGGAGACGGAAGCCCGUAGUCCCAUCUUCUCCCACCUCAUCAUCUCCAUGAAGGGCCUGUGGACCAUUCGGGCGUUUGGGCGUCAGGCCUACUUCGAGGGCCAGUUCCAGAAGGCCCUGAACACCCACACGGCCACCUGGUUCCUCUACCUGUCCACGCUGAGAUGGUUCCUCUUCAGGGCCGACGUCAUCUUCACACUCUUCUUCACGCUGGCCGCAUGGAUCGCCGUCGGAACCACCAAGGACCCCUAUGUUGGUGAUGUGGGCAUCAUCGUGGUGAUGGCUAUGCUGAUCAACAGCUCGUUCCAGUGGUGCGUAGUCACCAGCAUCGCAGUGGACGGCAUGAUGCGUUCCGUGGACCGAGUCUUCAAGUUCAUCGACCUGCCGUCGGAGGAGCCUAAACCAGACGGCCUGGGCUCCUUUAAAGACCCCGGCGGGGGCGGCGGCAAGAGCAAGAAGAACAAGAGCCCCGGCCUGGUCAUCGAGAACGUGGACGCCUUGGCCUACAACGCUUGGCCCCACCGCGGCCAACUGGACGCCCAGAAGCUCUCCGUCAAGUACACAGAGGGAGGCCAGACCAUCAUCAAAGACCUCUCCUUCUCCGUGGAGGGUGGACAGAGGAUGGGUCUCCUGGGCAGGACGGGGUCAGGGAAGAGCACCCUGUUCAACGGGCUGCUGCGAUUGGCCGACACAGACGGAGAGGUCCUCAUUGACGACGUUUCCUGGAACAACAUGCCCCUCAAGGUCUGGAGGAGAGCUUUCGGCGUCAUCCCGCAGAAAGUGUUUAUCUUCACUGGAAGUUUCCGUAUGAAUCUGGACCCGUACGGUCGUCAUAGUGACGAGGAGCUGUGGAAGGUCACGGAGGAGGUUGGCCUGAAGUCUGUGAUCGAGCAGUUCCCUGACAAGCUGGACUUCCAGUUGGAGUACGGCGGCCACGUGCUGAGCCACGGCCACAAGCAGCUGAUGUGCCUGGCACGCUCCAUACUCAGAAGGUCACGAAUCCUGCUGCUGGACGAGCCCAGCGCACACCUCGACCCCAUCACCAUAAAGGCCUUGAAGAGCACUCUGAGGGACUCCUUCUCCACAUGCACCAUCCUCAUGUCCGAACACAGGAUGGAGACACUGCUGGAGUGCCAGUCCUUCCUGCUGCUGGACCAGAACACGGGCAAGACAUUCGACUCGAUCCAGAAGCUUCUGAACGAGACGAGCCACCUGAAGCAGGCGAUGAGCCCGACCGAUCGCCUCAAGCUCUUCCCACGCCGCAACUCCAGCAUGAGGGUACCACAGACCAAGAUCAGCGCAGUGGCCUCCACCCUGGAGGAGGAGGCGGAGGACGAGAUACAGGAUACGAGGUUAUGAGGAGGUGGAGGAUAUGGAAUACCGCACAGCAAUCCAACAAGAGACACUGGGGGAGAUGGAGAAGCGAUGGAUGGAUGGAUGGAUGGAUGGAAAGGUUUCUGCAUAGAUCUACGAAUGGACAGAUGGAUCAAUGAAUGAAUGAAUGGAUGCGAUGUGUGUAUGCAUGUAUGGAUGAGUGGAUGGAUGGAUGGAUGAAUGGAUGGAUGAAUGAUUGGAUGGAUGUGAUGUGUAUGGAUGGAUGUAUGGACGUAUGGAUGGUGGAUGGAUGGAUGGAUGAGAUGGCCAGACGGUGGGACUAAAUGAGUUCCGCUCCUUUCCCCUGCCUCCUCCUUUCCUGCUGCCCUCCCCUGCCAGAGACUCAGUAGGGCUGGCUGGAUUAGCUAGCGAUGACAAAAGCACAGCUCAAUUCUUCAUCCAUAUCUCAGCGGAGUCUUAUAGGUACUGCUCUGAUUUCAAGUGUCUUACGAACAAUCUCUCUCUUUUUUAUUUGUGUGAGGGUUGUCUGCCUGUAGACAACAGGGAUGGGGCGCUUUUUUUCCAGACCAAGGACAUCAAGUCAUCUGCCUCAGCCUUUCUAUUGAGGUCUAUGCAAAAACAAACAAAAAACCACAAGGUACUUAACUAGUUUUUACAGAAACAACAAAACGUUUUUUUCCUCCUGCACCUUAUGUGUUUUUUAGCAUUAUAUAUUUUUCUGUAUAGUCUGCCCCUCCAAAACCAGACACUUUAUGGACGUUUUUAGAUAAUACUUUAUUUUAAGGUUCACAGGUUAGCCACGAAAAUUUCAGUUGAUACAUGUAAAACUAGCCUCGCGCGCCAUCCUACGUACUUCAGCCAAAAGAUUGGCUCCAUACAUAGUCUGGUUACUGUAAAUGAAAUGGUAGUAUUAUGGGAUGGUCAGGAGUCAGGACCAGGCUAAUGUAAAGCAUGUCUGUUUGUAUAAGUGACUUAUGACAUGUUAAGCCAGGGGUGUGAAACUCAUUUUCCCCAGGCCUUGUGAUUGACACCGAUGUGUCAAGCAAAAUCAAUCACUUUUCAGGCGUGAAUUCACAAAUUUCCUUUUCACUCCCAAUAAGGCCUUUAUUAUUUAAAUAAUCAAAAUAAGGACCUAGAAGGCCUUUAAAAUAUGUCUAUUAUGUCCCUUACACAGAGAGUAAGAAAUCACAUAUUAGGCGCUGGUUACACAUACACUUAUACAGAUAUUUUCAAAUGCGGAAUUUUAUUUUAUUUUACAUACUAUAAACACAACAUGUGGAUAAAAAUAAAAAUGACAGGGGCGUUAUAGCC